Messenger RNA from Ostreobium quekettii, 6240 nucleotides. The record is from the annotation of a GenBank genome assembly. Lineage: Eukaryota; Viridiplantae; Chlorophyta; Ulvophyceae; Bryopsidales; Ostreobiaceae.
AUGGCGCGCGAGCACGAUGAUGUCGCGAUCAUGGUGUGUGAUGUGAACAUGCCUCGCAUGGACGGGAUCGCCAUGAUCACGGUGCUCAGAUCGGAGGGGAACGAAACGCCAGUCCUGAUGUUGACGACCGAGGGAGAGCCCGAGCUGAUCGUUCAGGCCAAGAAGGCUGGCGCCAGAGCAUGGAUCAUCAAGCCGUUCGACGAGCGUCUGCUCGUCAAGGCGAUCAAGGGACUGACCGACCAAGGGGGAGCAAACAUCCUGACGAUGCUCUGCGAGCGCGUCUUCGCCGAGGCGCUCCCUGACUGCACGCUCCUCGACACGACAGACCAGGACAGCGAAGAGGUCGAGUUGGUCGCGGUGGUCGGCUUCUCGGGGGAUGACACGCGGGGAGUCCUCGGGGUGUCGGCGCCGCCCGAGCUGCUCGAGCAAUUUCACCCGGCGACCUCGGCGGGAGAGUCCCCGAGCCCCGAGCAAUUGCGCGACUGGGCGGGCGAACUCGCGAACCAGCUUUUGGGUCGCCUCAAGAUCGAGCUCCGUCCUUAUGGCGUGCGGUUUUGGGUGGCGACGCCGGUGGUAUUGCGAGGCGUGAUCGUGAGGAUCAUGAACGCCUCACACGAGCAUAUUCACAAGUACACGCUGACCUCGAACGGGGAGCGGAUACGCGUCUGGCUCGACUUGACACUGGAAGAGGGGAAACACCUCCAACUUGUCGAAGAAGCAGAAGACGCCCGACCCGACAUCAUCUUCGCCUUCUGCUCGAGCGCGCAGGAACCCGCCGAGCUCGUCUCGGAGCUUCGAGAGCGCUACCCAGAAACGCUCGUCGUGGGUUGCACCACAGCCGGCGAGCACCUGAGCGGCAAGCACUUCAAGUCAUCAUGCGUGCUCACGGCCCUGGUCGACUCGGGGGUGCGUUGGAGCGCCACGUUGAUCGAGGAUAUCGCGAACAUCGACGAGGAGAUCGCGCACACCGCGACAGCGGCGCUCUUCGACGAGCUCGACAUCUCGCCCGAUCGCCACUUCGAUCCCGAGCAGUUCUUCUGUUUGCUCCUUGUCGACGGACUCGCCAUGGCCGAGGAGCGCGUCGCGACGUUGCUCGCGGAUGCGCUCGAAGGGGUCAGGCUCGUCGGCGGAUCGGCAGGAGAUGACCUCGCGUUCGAGGAGACGCUGGUGUUCUACGAUGGAGGCGUCCACGCGGGCGCGGCGUGCGUUGUCAUGGGGCACGCCAUCGAGGCAAAGGCCGAGUUCAUCAAGCAUCAGAACUUCGUGGAGACCCCGCGCUCGCUCGUCAUCACGCGCGCCGACCUGGCCACCCGCACCGUGCAUGAGAUCGAUGGCUACCCCGCAGCGCAGGCAUAUGGCGCGGCGCUCGGCCUGCUCCCCUCGGAGCUCUCCGAAGAGGUCGCCAACGUCCACCCCGUGAUGUUCAAGUGCAACGGCGAGAACUACAUGCGCGGCAUCCAGCGCUUUAACGAGGAUGGCAGCAUCACGUUCUACUGCGGCAUCGAGGAAGGAAUGGUGCUCGAGAUCGCGGAUCACGAGGAGAUGGUUCAUGCCCUCUCACAGGAUCUCGAGGAUGGCGACCCCGCGGACUUCAUGAUCGCCUUCAACUGCAUCCAGCGCGCGAUGGAGUCGGACCGCACGGACUCUCACGAGGACAUUUGCCAGGUCAUGAACCGGCACAGUCGUCACGUGAUCGGCUUCGACACGUACGAUAAUUGGGAACAACGCGCGCUUGCGGCGGAGAAGACCGUCGAAGUGCUCAAGCAGAAGGUGCGCCAGCUUUAUGAUGAAGGGCGUGAUGUCGGAGGCGUCCACCGGCAGCUCGAGCGCCAACGUCUGCGCCGCGAGACGCUCGCCAUCCGCACCGAAGAGCUCGAGCGCUACAACGCGCAGCUCGAGCAAGAGGUCGCCGAUCGCACACGCGCCAUCCGUAACAUCAUCGACAACGUCACAUUCGGGUUCCUCAUCAUCGAUCGAGAGCUGCGCGUACAGGAGGGCUUCACGCGCUCCUGCGCUCAGAUCUUCGAGCGCGAGGUCCAGGCAGGAGACAACUUCGGAGAGUUGCUCGGGUUGUCUGCGCGCGAGCGAAGCCACCUCUUCCUUGGCGUCGAUCAGAUCUUCGAUGACUUCCUCGACGAAGAGGUCUCGCUCGGGCAGCUCCCGACGCGCUUCGAGCUCGAUGGGCGCGUGCUCCAGGCGGAGGGGCGCGUGGUGCGGUCGGCGUCGAAUGAUGUCACCGGCGUGCUCUUUACCUUGAGCGAUAUCACCUCGCUCGAGCGCGCUCGCCAGGAGAGCCAGCACAACGGAAACCUGGUGCGCAUCCUGCGGCAACGCGGCGCCUUCAUGCAGUUCGUGCGCGACAUGCACUCCACGCUGGCCACCGCCGCGGCGAUCGACGAACAAAUCGUCACUCGCCGCGCCGUCCAUACGAUCAAAGGCAACGCCGCAUCCUAUGGGAUUCAGGCCGUGGUCGAGCGCGCCCACGAGCUCGAGGAGCAAGAGCAGAUCGAUGCAGAGAGCCUCGGAUCUCUGGAAGACGCGAUGCGAGGUUUCCUGCAAGAGAACAGGCAGGUCCUCGACAUCGACUACGACGAGCGCGUGGCGCCCUCCUUCGAGGUCAGCGCCGAGCAGCUCGCCAGGCUUCGCGAGCUCAUAGACGAGGAUGACAAUGAGGAGGCUCUCCGCGCGUGGACAUCGAGCAUCGUCAAACGCCCGAUGCGAGAUCUGCUCGGUCCCGUGGAUGUGUUCAUCGACAAGCUCGCCAGGCGCCUGGAGAAGGAUGUCCAGUUCGAGAUCGAGGGCGCCGAUACGCUCGUCGAUGCCGAGUUGAUGCGCCCGAUCACAUCCAACCUCAAUCACCUGCUGCGAAACGCGAUCGACCACGGGCUUCGAGAGGCGCUGCUCGAGGCGCAACGCGCCAACGAGUCGAAGAGCCAGUUUCUGGCGAUGAUCUCGCACGAGCUGCGCACGCCGCUCAACGCCAUCAUCGGCUACUCCGAGAUCCUGUCCGAGAACUUGCAAGACCAGGAACACAUCGAAGACAUCGGCAAGAUCCAUGGCGCGGGCAGGCACUUGCUCGCGCUCAUCGACAACCUCCUCGACAUCUCCAAGGUCGAGGCGGGCGCGAUGGAGCUCAACCUCUCCUGGUUCGAAGUCUCGGAGUUGCUCAACGACGUCGCCGCCAUGGUCCUCCCCAGAAUCGCCGAGGACGGGAACCUGCUCGUGGUUCAUGUCGAGCCCGAGAUCGGGAAAAUGUAUGGCGAUCCGAUGCGUCUGCGGCAAGUCCUGCUCAACCUCCUCUCGAACGCGGCCAAGUUCACCGAUGAUGGGCUCGUGCGGCUCCACGCCAGCGGCGUGGAGCACGAGGGGCGCGAGUGCGUGCACUUUAGCGUCAAGGACACGGGCAUCGGCAUGAGCGACAAGCACCUCGCCAAGAUCUUCGAGCCCUUCGCUCAGGCAGACAGCUCCAUCGCCAACCGCUACGGAGGCACAGGCCUCGGGCUCACGCUCACCAAACGGUUUGUCGAGAUGAUGGAGGGGACCAUCGACGUCGAGAGCGCGUUGGGCUCGGGUGCGAACAACACCUCCUUCUUCAACAACACCCUGAACAACUCGGCCACGGUCAACAACACCGUCAACAACUUCGCCCCGAACGGCAGCACGCCUCCAAACAACCAGAGCUCGCCAAACUCCAACACGCCCAACGAUGGCUGCUCCGAAGGAUCGCUCGAGUGCGUCGACGAUCAACGCUUUCGGCGGUGUGUGGGCAAUGGUCAGGGCGGCACGGUCUGGAGCAACCCCUCGUUUUGCGACUACGCGAGCUGCUCGAUGUCGACGCAGCGCUGCUGCGACGUCCCAUGUGAUGAGGCGGGCCGCAAACGCUGCAUCUCGGGCAAGGUCCAGGAGUGCGUCGAAAACGACGGCUGCCUCGAGUGGGCCGAACCCGAAGCCUGCCUCGAGGGGCAGAUCUGCGGCGGCGAUGGCGUCUGCAUGAACGAGUGCGAGUCCAACUGUCAGCAGGGCGAUACGCGCUGCCUGAUGGAGGGCGGGCCAGAGUUCCAGACUUGCGUCGAGGUCGCGCCGGGUUGCUUCCAGUUCGGCUCGAACACCACGCAGUGCGGCGCGGGCAAGGCUUGCGAAAACGGGUUGGAGCUGGUCGCCGAGGGUGAGGGUCCCCACUACACGGUCUCGGGCACGCUCUCGAUCGAUGGCGGCGACCUGGUCAUCGAGGCAGGCACGAUCAUCGAGUUCGAGGAGAACUCCAGGCUCAUCAUCUCCGAGAACAGCAGCAUCUCCGCAGAUGGUACCGCAGAGGCUCCGAUCAUCCUUCGCGGAACCACACAGAGCGCGGGCCACUGGUUUGGCGUGCGCGUGGACUCGACCUCGCAAAAGAACAACCUGAACUACGUCACGAUCGCGCACGCUGGCGGCGACAACCUCGAGACCUUCUCCGAGCCCGCCAACCUGCUGAUCCAAAACGCGACGAUGAAGGUCACCAACUCGACCUUCACCGACUCCGACGGCUUCGGGAUCGCGCACCGCGAGGGCUCGGACUUCGACGCGUUCGAAAACAACACCUUCGAGAACAACAACAGCGGCGCGGUCGCUACCACGGUCAACAACCUCGGCGAGCUCGAUGGAGGAUCGACCUACAACGGUGUGGUCUGGGUCGAGGACGGCGAGACGAGCGAGGACGCGACCUGGCCAGCCAUCGACUCGAACUACGAGUUCGCAUCCAACAUCUCGGUCGAAUCCGGCGUGAUCACGCUCGAGCCGGGCGUGCAGAUCGCGGUGACCGACAGCAAGCGUAUCGGCUUUGGCGUCGACUCCACGAUCAUCGCCAACGGCACGAUGGAGGCGCCGAUCCGCUUCUACGGCAAGAACGAAGAGGCGGGGUACUGGCUCGGCAUCCGUAUCGACUCCAAGAGCACCGAGAACAGCUUCGACUACGUGACCGUCGAGCACGGCGGCAACGAUAACCUCGAGACCUUCUCCGAGCCCGCCAACGUCCUCCUCUACGAAGGACGCCUCAAGAUCAAGAACUCGACGUUUGCCAACUCCGAGGGCUUUGGCCUGACGAGCUCGGAGGGCUCGAACUUCUCGGAGUUCUCGAACAACGCGUUCAACGACAACGCCAGCGGCGCGCUCUACUUGAACGCGAACAACCUCGGCGAGCUCGAUAACGCGUCGACCUACAACGACCCCGUCCACGUCGAGGAUGGCGAAGUGACCGAGGACGCGACCUGGCCAGCCAUCGAUUCGAACUACGCGUUCAUCGAAAACGUCUCGGUCGAGUCCGCAGAGAUCACCAUCGAGGCGGGCGCAGACUUCGAGAUCUCGGACAGCAAGCGCAUCACGUUUGGCGUCGACUCCGCGAUCAUCGCAGACGGCACGAUGGAGGCGCCGAUUCGCUUCUACGGCAAGGCGCCAGAAGUAGGCUACUGGACCGGAAUGCGCAUCGACUCCAAGAAUGGCAGCAACCUGUUCAACUACGUCUCGGUCGAGCACGCGGGUGGCGACAAACUCGAGACCUUCUCCGAGCCCGCCAACGUCCUCGUGCACUCCGGUCGUCUCAAGGUCAACAACUCGACCUUCGCCUCCUCGGGCGGUUACGGCAUCGCAGACUCGAACGAGACGGACUUCACCGAGUUCAACACCAACCUCUUCGAGAACAACAACAGCGGCGCGAUGCACAUCAGCGCCAGCAACAUCGGCGAGCUCGAUAACGCCUCGACCUACAACGCCGCGGUCGUCGUGAGCCAGUCGGAUGCGGUGACCAACGACCAGACGUGGCCAGCGAUCGACUCUCACAUCGAGUUCGAGGCUUCGGCGAACUUCGAGGCUGGCACCCAGACGCUCGAGCCCGGCCUCGAGGUGCGCUUCGCGAGCGGGCAGCGCCUGAACUUCCGCGAAGACGCAGUCUUCGUCGCAGAAGGCACCAGCGAGGACCCGAUCGUCAUCCGUGGCACCACCGAAGCUCCCGGCUUCUGGGCAGGGCUCGCGUUCUUCACCAAGAGCACCGAGUCGCGCCUCUCCUACGUCACCAUCUCGCACGCGGGCAGCACCAAGCUCGCGACCUUCGUCGAGGAGGCCGCGAUCUCACUCGUCGACGCCAACCUGCGCGCCGGUAACGUCACCGUCACCGAGACCACAGGGUUCGGCAUCUUCGUCGAUGAUAACAGCGUCCUGACCGACGAGGGCGGCAACAACUGGGGCACCAACGGCGUCGGCGUCCCCUGA